GCGGGCAUGGGGGACGCCAAGGGGGCCGGGGCCGGGGCCGGGGCGCGAGGCGGGCUCGGGCUGCUGGCCCAGGGCGAGGCCGACGACGCGAACGCCCAGGGGUCGGCCCUGCUGCUGGGGGGCAACGAAGUGAAGAGCCGGGCCGUGGUGAAGUAUUCCUCGGCUCCUCCCCGAGCGGCCUUCGCGCGCCUGGAGGAGAAAACGGACUUGAAACUCCCACCUGCCAACUGGCUGCGGGAGAGCGCCAAGCUGGGCCCGGCCGGAACCACCAUCCUCGGCAACAGCAAGAAAAGCAAGCCCUUCUCCAGCUUUGGCAUGGCGUACGACUUUAUCGAUUCGGUAGGAAACGAUGUCGACGUUGUCUCGGACUCCGAGAACAUUAAGAAGCUCCUGAAGAUCCCCUACAGCAAGUCGCACGUGAGCAUGGCCGUGCACCGCAUCGGGCGGACGCUCUUGCUGGACGAGCUGGACAUUCAGGAGCUCUUCAUGAGAUCCUCACAGACCGGCGACUGGACGUGGCUCAAGGAGUUCUACCAGAGGCUCAUUGACCAGAAGUGGCAGAGGAAGAAGAAGAGCAAGGAGCACUGGUACCAGAAGGCCAUUCUGUCCAAGUUCUUGUACUACAGCAUCAACGGCGAUGGAGCUGCUCAGCCCGUGCCGUCCGCCGAACCGCAGGAACCGUCCAGCUCCGACCAGGCCCACGACGCGGACGGGGCCUCCUGGCCCGCCCCGUUUGAGAUGCCGCCCUCCGUGUCCGAGGACCCCAGUGCUCCCAGUCAGGAAAGGGAGCCUCUCGAGCCCUCAUACAUAGUGGGCCAUGUGGCCUCAGCAGCCCAAGAACAAAACCUCACUCCUCUGUUCAAUGACGGGGAGAACAGUCAGGGCCUUAAAAAUGAUUUUGUUCGCAACAUUCUCUGGACCUUUGAAGACAUCCACAUGCUCGUGGGCUCCAACAUGCCAAUCUUCGGGGGCGGCAGGUACCCGGCCGUCAGCCUGCGGCUCAGGGACAACAACAAGCCGAUUAAUGUGCUCACGGGAAUUGACUAUUGGUUGGACAACCUGAUAUGCAACGUUCCGGAGCUCGUCAUGUGUUUCCACGUGAACGGCAUCGUGCAGAAGUACGAGAUGAUAAAGACGGAAGAGAUUCCCAAUCUGGAAAACUCGAAUUUCUCUACGAAAGUCAUCAAAGACAUUGCGCAGAAUAUUCUGUCCUUCCUAAAGUCCAACUGCACCAAGGAAGGACACACCUAUUGGCUGUUCAAAGCGAGUGGCAGCGACAUUGUGAAGCUCUAUGACCUCACCACGCUCUGCGAAGAGACCGAGGACAAGUACCAGAACCCUUUCACCAUGCCUGUGGCGAUUCUCCUGUACAAGGUCGCCUGCAACAUGAUGAUGAAGAAGAAUCAGAACAAGAAACACUACGGGACUAUCCGAACGUUGCUGCUUAACUGCGUCAAGUUGCUGGACAAAAGCCGGCAUCCCCAGAUCAUUGCUUCAGCCAAUUACAUGCUUUCAGAACUUUUUCAGUUGAACGAACCUAGAAAGGAAGAAAGCUCAGAGUCGUCUUUGAAUGAGAAUUCUGACGAAAGCUACAGCGAGGAGGAGGAGGAGAUGCCGGACAGCGACGAGAACGGGGCCUACAGCACCAGCUCCGACCCCUCCGAGGAUAACAAGGCCGUCGCCAUCAUUAAGUCUGUUGGGGAAUUGUCAGUUCCAGAAAAGUACAAAUCCAUUCACCAGAUCAGGCCGAGCUGUGCGUUUCCGGUUUGCCACGACACGGAGGAGCGCUGCCGGCUGGUGCUGAGCUACGUUCUGGAGGGAUUAAAGUCCGUGGACAGCAGCAUUAAAAAGGAGAGUGACCUUCCUGCCGCCGACCCCAGCACCCCCAUCCCAUUAAAGUAUGAAGAUGAGUCGGCCAGAGGGGGCCCCGAGGGCUUGGAGAAGCAGAUGGCCUUGUUUCUGGACAAGAUGGGCUCCCUGCAGAAGGGCCACUACUCCAUCCAGUCCGGAAUGAUCCCCGGCUCUUGGCAGCACAAAAUGAAACUCCAGCUGAUUCUCAAGUCCUCCAAGGCCUACUACGUGCUGUCGGACGCGGCCAUGAGUCUCCAGAAGUAUGGCCGAGCGUUGCGAUACAUCAAAUUGGCUUUGCAGAGCCACGACACGUACUGCUGCCUGUGCACCAACAUGCUGUCGGAGGUGCUGCUGUUCCUCUCUCAGUACCUCACGCUCUGCGGCGACAUCCAGCUCAUGCUGGCCCAGAACGCCAGCAACCGGGCCGCGCACCUGGAGGAGUUCAACUACCAGACGAAGGAGGACCAGGAGAUCCUGCACAGCCUCCACCGCGAGUCCAGCUGCCAGGGAUUUGCGUGGGCCACUGAUUUGUCUACAGACCUGGAAAGUCAGCUCUCCGUUAGUUGUAAAUGUUACGAAGCUGCUAACGAAAUCUUGCAAUUCAGUGACUUGAAAAGCCAAAACCCCGAACAGUACGUCCAGAUUCUGAAGCGGAUGGGAAACAUCCGGAAUGAGAUCGGCGUGUUCUACAUGAACCAGGCGGCGGCGCUGCAGAGCGAGCGCGUGGCGAGCAGAAGUGUGUCGGCCGCAGAGCAGCAGUUGUGGAAAAAAAGCUUUUCUUGCUUCGAAAAGGGGAUCCACAACUUCGAGUCCAUCGCCGACGCCGCCAACGCCGCGCUGCUGCUCUGCAACACGGGCCGGCUCAUGCGGAUCUGCGCGCAGGCGCACUGCGGCGCGGGCGGGCUGGAGCGCGAGUUCUCCCCGGAGGAGGGGCUCUACUACAACAAGGCCGUGGAUUACUACCUGAAGGCGCUGCGGGCGCUGGGCAGCCGGGACGUGCACCCGGCCGUGUGGGACUCGGUGAACUGGGAGCUGUCCACCACCUACUUCACCAUGGCCACCCUGCAGCAGGACUUCGCGCCCUUGUCCCGGAAGGCCCAGGAGCAGAUCGAGAAGGAGGUCAGCGAGGCCAUGCUGAAGUCUCUGAAGCACUGUGACGUGGACUCGACAUCGGCGCGGCAGCCCCUGUGCCAGUACCGCGCUGCCACCAUCCACCACCGGCUGGCCUCCAUGUACCACAGCUGCCUGCGGAACCAGGUGGGGGACGAGCACCUGAGGAAGCAGCACCGCCUGCUGGCCGACCUGCACUACAGCAAGGCCGGGAAGCUCUUCCAGCUGCUGAAGGACGCGCCCUGCGAGCUGCUGCGAGUCCAGCUAGAGCGAGUGGCCUUUGCCGAGUUCCAGAUGGCCAGUCAAAAUAGCAACGUCGGGAAAUUAAAAACCCUCUCGGGGGCCCUGGACAUCAUGGCGAGGACGAAGCACGCCUUCCAGCUCAUCCAGAAGGAGCUCGAAGAGGAGAUUGAGCCCCCCGAGUCCGAUGCCGCCGCCCGCGCGGCCGACGCUGCUCCCAGCCUCCACCGGGAGGAGGUGGUCAAGCUCCUCGGCAUCUUCGAGUCUCGCUUCUCCUUCCUCCUGCUGCAGUCCAUCAAGCUGCUGUCCUCGGCGAAGAGGAAGGCGAGCAACGCCGAGGAGGACGCGGCCCUCAAGACCCACAAGCAGGUGUACUCACAGCUCCUGAGGGCCACGGCGGACAAGGGCGCCGGCCUGCGCGAGCGGGUCGGGCUCCUGGUGCGCCUGCUGGACCUGCAGACCCGUGGCGGCGCCCCCGAGGGCCCCACGUCCACACCACAGCCUCGCUGACGGCCCGGCGCAUCCUUAUUAAAGCCACGCGGCAGACACGG
This is a messenger RNA of Sorex fumeus (smoky shrew), 3752 nucleotides long. It is a transcript of the gene EDRF1, whose product is annotated as erythroid differentiation regulatory factor 1. The record is from RefSeq and is a predicted model, not a curated record. The transcript is spliced from 25 exons. The coding region runs from base 7 to 3711 and encodes 1234 amino acids. Gene Ontology annotation, biological process: positive regulation of DNA-templated transcription. Lineage: Eukaryota; Metazoa; Chordata; Mammalia; Eulipotyphla; Soricidae.